GCCUGGGAUUGGUCGUCGCGGGAGAGCAGCGGCUGCUUCGGAUUGGCCGAGACGACGGCGGCGACGGCAGCGACGGCGGGCAGGGAAGUCGGGCCGCGCUCUCUCUCUCCUCCCUCCCUCCCUCCCUGCCCGUCGUCUGCCCAGCCGCUGGCUUUCCCAGAGUGCUCCGCGGCCGUGUGGAGCGAGGCCUUGUUCCCGCGUUGAGCCGCCGCCGCCAGGCCCGGGCCCGCCGCGCCAUGUCCGACUACAGCACGGGAGGCCCUCCGCCCGGGCCGCCGCCGUCGGCAGGCGGGGGAGCAGGAGGCGGAGGCGGCCCUGCUCCGGGCCCGCCGGGUGCUGGGGACCGGGGCGGCGGUGGUGGCGGUGGUGGCGGUGGAGGAGGCGGAGGAGGAGGGUCGGCCGGCGGCCCCUCGCAGCCGCCCGGCGGGGGCGGCCCGGGCAUUCGCAAGGACGCCUUCGCCGACGCCGUGCAGCGGGCCCGCCAGAUCGCAGCCAAGAUCGGAGGUGAUGCUGCCACCUCAGUGAACAAUAGCACUCCUGACUUUAAUUUUGGGGGCCAGAAGAGGCAACUGGAAGAUGGAGAUCAACCAGAGAGCAAAAAGCUGGCGUCCCAGGGAGACUCGCUCGGUUCUCAACUGGGACCCAUCCAUCCUCCACCCAGGACCUCAAUGACAGAGGAAUACAGGGUCCCAGAUGGCAUGGUGGGCCUGAUCAUCGGCAGAGGUGGCGAGCAGAUUAACAAGAUCCAGCAGGAUUCCGGCUGCAAAGUGCAGAUCUCCCCAGACAGCGGUGGUCUACCUGAGCGCAGUGUGUCCUUGACGGGCGCCCCCGAAUCUGUGCAGAAAGCCAAGAUGAUGUUAGACGACAUUGUGUCUCGGGGGCGCGGGGGCCCCCCUGGGCAGUUCCACGACAGUGCCAACGGGGGCCAGAACGGCACGGUGCAGGAGGUCAUGAUUCCCGCGGGCAAGGCCGGCCUGGUGAUCGGCAAAGGCGGGGAGACCAUCAAGCAGCUGCAGGAGCGCGCCGGCGUCAAGAUGAUCUUAAUCCAGGACGGCUCGCAGAACACGAACGUGGACAAGCCCCUGCGCAUCAUCGGGGACCCCUACAAAGUGCAGCAAGCCUGUGAGAUGGUGAUGGACAUCCUGCGUGAGCGCGACCAGGGCGGCUUCGGGGACCGCAACGAGUACGGCUCGAGGAUCGGCGGGGGCAUCGACGUGCCCGUGCCCCGGCAUUCGGUGGGCGUGGUCAUCGGCCGCAGCGGGGAGAUGAUCAAGAAGAUCCAGAACGACGCGGGCGUGCGCAUCCAGUUCAAGCAAGAUGAUGGCACGGGUCCUGAGAAGAUCGCCCACAUCAUGGGACCCCCGGACAGGUGUGAGCACGCAGCCCGCAUCAUCAAUGACCUCCUACAGAGCCUUCGGAGUGGGCCCCCAGGCCCUCCCGGGGGUCCUGGCAUGCCCCCUGGCGGCCGGGGUCGGGGACGAGGCCAAGGCAGCUGGGGCCCUCCUGGCGGGGAGGUGACCUUCUCCAUCCCCACGCACAAGUGCGGGCUGGUCAUCGGCCGCGGUGGCGAGAACGUGAAAGCCAUAAACCAGCAGACGGGCGCCUUCGUGGAGAUCUCCCGGCAGCUACCGCCCAACGGCGACCCCAACUUCAAGCUCUUCAUCAUCCGGGGCUCCCCCCAGCAGAUCGACCACGCCAAGCAGCUCAUUGAGGAGAAGAUUGAGGGUCCUCUCUGCCCUGUGGGACCUGGGCCCGGUGGACCAGGCCCUGCUGGCCCCAUGGGUCCCUUCAACCCUGGGCCUUUCAACCAGGGACCCCCUGGAGCUCCCCCACACGCCGGUGGCCCUCCUCCUCACCAGUACCCUCCCCAGGGCUGGGGCGGCACCUACCCCCAGUGGCAGCCCCCUGCGCCUCAUGACCCCAACAAAGCUGCAGCAGCAGCCGCCGACCCCAAUGCCGCCUGGGCCGCCUACUACUCGCAUUACUACCAGCAGCCCCCGGGCCCUGUGCCCGGCCCCGCUCCGGCCCCUGCAGCUCCGCCCGCCCAGGGGGAGCCCCCGCAGCCCCCGCCUGCUGGCCAGUCGGACUACACCAAGGCCUGGGAGGAGUACUACAAGAAGAUCGGCCAGCAGCCGCAGCAGCCAGGCGCGCCCCCGCAGCAGGACUACACCAAGGCCUGGGAGGAGUACUACAAAAAGCAGGCGCAAGUGGCCACCGGAGGGGGUCCGGGAGCGCCCCCAGGCUCCCAGCCGGACUACAGUGCUGCCUGGGCCGAGUACUACCGCCAGCAGGCCGCCUACUACGGACAGAGCCCCGGUCCCGGCGGCCCCCAGCCGCCUCCCGCCCAGCAGGGACAGCAGCAGGCAAGUGGGAACUGCCACCCUCCUCCUCCUCCUUUCUCCUUCCAACCCCCGGCCACCGUCCAUCCUGCCUUAGUGGGUAGCGCCGGAAAUCCCUUCCCCUGCGGGGUGUGCCCUUGAUGCCUGCUGCAGCGGGGGCCGCGUGGCCAGAGGUCUCCGGGAGUGCCCACGUGCCCGCCGGGGCAGCGCACGCUAGGGCCAGAGGCUAACGAAGAGGCCUCCCUCCGCCAGCCGCUCGUUCCUGUGUGAGCUGCCGACGCUGGGGCGCUGCCAACAGAGGUGGAACUGUGAGCUGGUGGGCAGCCCCGGGCUGGGCCGCCCCCGCUCGAGAUCUGGCCACUCGGGAAGAAAACGGCUAUUCUUUCCCCCCUUUUUCUGCAUCACUUUUUGGUCUUUUUUUUCUCUUCCCUUUACGUUUUUGAAAGCCACGAUCUUUGUUUUCCUCGCCCGUGUCCUUGUCCGAGUGACUGUCGCGGGCGGCCCGGCCGGCGGGGAGGGGCCGAGGGGGAGCAGCCUGUGGGUGUGGGCGCGCUCGCUCCGCCGUGUCCGGUCGGAUCUGUGAAAUGGGCAAUGACCAUCGCUGCCACCUGCCAACCUACCUCACAGGGGUGUUGUGGGGACGCCGCGGUCGUGGUCGUGGUCGCGGAAAUGGUUUCUGUCGCGUUCGCCGGGAGCCGCCGCCUUCCGUGGGGCCGGGGGGCUCCCCUCUCCGCCUCAUCCCGCACACCUGCUGUCCUCUCCCCUCCCUGCUCCUCCUCCUCCUCCUCCUCCUCCUGCAGCCAGGCCCAGAGCGCCAGCCAGAGGACACCACGCGUCCCGCCCGGCCCGCCCCUGCCCGUGGUGACCGAUUGCUGUCUCUUCCCUCUCCACAGGCGCAAUGAAUCCAAUGUGAACUUCCUCAUCUGUGAAAAAAAAUCUUUUUUUUUUUUUUCCCAUUUUGUUCUGUUUGGGGGCUUUGUCUGCUUCUUUUUGGUUUUGUUUGUUUGGCGAGAGAGCGAUGGCUGCCACUGGGGGUGUGGGGAGCCCCGGGCGAGGCUGGAGCUUGGGGGGGGCCCUGGCGCCCUCC
Molecule: messenger RNA, 3426 nt
Organism: Ochotona princeps (American pika)
Lineage: Eukaryota; Metazoa; Chordata; Mammalia; Lagomorpha; Ochotonidae
Product: far upstream element-binding protein 2
Exons: 19
Coding region: 237-2480 (747 amino acids)
Biological process (GO): regulation of DNA-templated transcription
Cellular component (GO): nucleus; cytoplasm
Molecular function (GO): mRNA binding
Source: RefSeq, a predicted model, not a curated record